Messenger RNA from Penicillium riverlandense, 1527 nucleotides. RefSeq lists its product as uncharacterized. Bases 1 to 1527 code for a protein of 508 amino acids. Lineage: Eukaryota; Fungi; Ascomycota; Eurotiomycetes; Eurotiales; Aspergillaceae. The transcript has a single exon. The record is from RefSeq and is a predicted model, not a curated record.
AUGGCGACGACGACACCCGCCGCCGCCGCCGCCUCCUCCUGUGACACCCUUAUAACCCCACCGUCACAAGCCCGCAUCACCAUCCCCUGCUCAAAAACCAUGGACGACUCCGACUUGGAACUCUCAGCCCUCAAACCCACACCACCACAGCCUAUAGUCGCCAAUCUUCUCCGCGAAGCAAGUGAUCUUACCUGGAGUGAAUCGUUCAAGUCAACAAAAGAUACCGUCAUCCUGGUCCGCCGCGGCGGCCGCUUCCGGCUCUGGCGACAGCAGCAGUUCAAAAAUAGCCUGCUCGCCGGCGUGGGAUACCUCGAGCUAGCGAACGCCGGCGACUUCGCUGCUAAUGUAUGGAACCAGAUCCCUGUGCCGCGCUUUGCAGCUGUGCUGAUGGGCAUUGGGGGCGCGUUUGCGCUGGGGAUGGCGCUCGUCGCGGUGAGGGAUUUUCGGCUCUCGUGGCAGAAUGUGAAGUUGUUGCGCACGGAGAGGGGCUAUCUCCAGCGACUGCGGGUUUAUCAUGAUCGUAAUCCUGAUUUGGUGAGCCUGCUGGAUUGCCGGUUGGGUGUUGGGGUUCGUGAACUCGGCACGGAGGCCGUGGACCGCCUCGUCAUGGAUAUGCUCAUGGGCGCGGGCUCGGUGCUUGUUGGUAUCGGGACGCUGAUGGCGAUCGGUGGUGCGAACCAUAGAGUUUACAAAGCGAGCAAUCUUUUGUCUGGGUAUAUUGGCAACGCGCUGGCCGCGAUAUUUGGUCUUGUCAACGCCAUCUGGUCCGCGUACCUUCUGCACCGAUUCCGCGUCCACGACGCAGCUGUCCUCGCCCAGAAACCGAGCGACACUAUUCGCCGCAGACUGCAGGUCCGGUCUAGUCGCUUUAAAUGGCAUGCCUUUGUGAGUGGGCUUAAUGGACUGGUCGCCGGCGCCGCAUCGAUGGUUACGGCUGAGCGCUGGUGGGGAUAUAUCGUCCUGAUCCCAUGCAUUGUCUCAUUAAUCUUGUGCAAUUUCUUCUGGAGAAAGAAAUUGGGCUACGAUAGACCUGUGCUGGGGGAUUCGUCCCCUGCGAGUAUGCAGCUUACGCCCCUGUUCGAGGAUCUGGAGUACACUAUCGCCUUGCAGCGGGCUCUCGCAGACGCGGAGAUCUCUUCACCACAGAAUAUUGUCCAGACUGACUCGCUAGAGUCGAUCCUGCAAUUCAUUGCGAGAAACGGAAUGUUGGAGCAGUACGGCGAGUCACUUGCUCUUGACAAGAACACCUGUGGAAUAUUGUCAGAGUGCACUCGACGCGGUCCCUUCGGUGACAAGAUUCUCAUGUCGCCUACUCUCCUUCUCGCCCUCUCCACAUCUCCCACUCGAUCCCAGAUUCUAUUGGAUCACGCGAAAAGAUUCCUUGUUACAGACGGUUACAUUACAUUUGUGCAUCGUGAACGACACCUUCUAGAGCUUUUGGGGUACGCCGCCUGGCGGGACCAGACGACGUCCACAUCUACUCCGCAUCAACAUCAACAUUCAAAUCCACAUGAGCGACCUCAAUAG